Messenger RNA from Drosophila miranda, 8036 nucleotides. RefSeq names its product nucleolysin TIA-1. Lineage: Eukaryota; Metazoa; Arthropoda; Insecta; Diptera; Drosophilidae. The record is from RefSeq and is a predicted model, not a curated record. The transcript has 9 exons. Bases 721 to 2247 code for a protein of 508 amino acids. Gene Ontology annotation, molecular function: RNA binding.
UUCAGUUUGAAUUGUGUCCUCGUUAAGAAAGGAUAUUCGUUACAUUGUUGUUAAGUUGUUAUUAUAAUUUCUCAAACCAACAAACCAACCGACAAACCAAAAGCCAACAACUGCUCGAUAAAGAGAAUUCAAAAAAUAAAAAGCCCCCAAAAACAAGAAUCAACGGAAUUUCCGGCAUUUUGUGCAUGAGAGAUUCUGAUUUUGAAUUCGAAAAACCAAAUGAACUUUUUCAACACAAAUUUCAUUGGUCUGUGAUAAGUGAAGGUCAAGCAAAAAGAGCGAAUUUUUAAUGCAAAAUUAAAAAGCAACCACAAACAACACGAAGCGGAACAAACAAAACAGCAAACGGAAAGGAAAACCGCAGAAAGGCAGCAAUUCAAAUUAGUAAAAUUGUAGAAAUUAUUUAAUGCCUCAAAUGAUUUGCGCAUAAAACUCGACAGCAUCGGCAGCAGCAGCAGCAGCAGCAACAACAACAGUGCGGUUUCACACAAAAAGGCAGCUAUAAAAAUUAUUUAGCCAAAUUAUAACACAAUUUAUUUGCAUCAUCAACUGCAAGGCGGCAGGCAGGCACUUCAUUAAACAUCAAAGCAGGCUGUGUUUAACCGCAGAACGUGCGAAUUCCACACCGCAAUACCAGCAGUUACAGCAACAGCAGCAACAAAAGCAACACCCACGGAAAGUGCAGCUGAAACAGGAAACGGAAACGAAAACGGUAGUACCAUGUUGGCCAUGCCCACUCUGAUGAUGCCAGCCACUGCACAGAUGACGCUCAGCAGUCAGCCCCUGUCGGUGGGCGCCAAGCCGUACGAGACCAAGCUAUUGGCCAUCCACCAGACGCACUUGCAACAGCAGCAGCAGCAACAGGCGCCCUCCCAGCAGCAGCAGCAGCACCAGCAGAACGGCAAGCAGCAGGCCCAGCAGAUGACCAUCGUCACCACUCAGCAGCAACAACAGCAGCAGCAACAGCAGCAGCAGCAGCAGCAUCCCCAGUCGCAGUCGCCACACCUGCAGCAGCAGCACUCGCAGCAGCAGCACUCGCAACAGCAGGCUGUGGCCGCAGCAGCCGCCGCUGCCGCCGCCCACCAUCAGCAGCAGCAGGCGGUGGCCGCCGCCGUCUGUGCCGCCCAGCAGCAGGCGGUGGUCGUCCAGCAGCAGCAGUACCAGAUCCACUCGCAGCAGCAGUCGCCCCAGCAGCAGGUGCUCAGCAUCUCGCCCAAGCAGGAACAAUUCCACAUCUUUGUCGGUGACUUGAGCUCAGAAAUUGAAACUCAGCAAUUGCGCGAGGCAUUCACACCAUUCGGCGAAAUCUCCGACUGUCGUGUGGUGCGCGAUCCACAAACCUUGAAGUCGAAGGGCUACGGCUUCGUGUCCUUCAUCAAGAAAUCGGAAGCUGAAAGCGCCAUUACGGCCAUGAAUGGCCAGUGGCUUGGCUCCCGUUCAAUUCGCACGAAUUGGGCCACACGGAAACCGCCGGCGAGUAAAGAGAACAUCAAGCCGUUGACCUUCGACGAGGUCUACAAUCAGAGCAGUCCCUCCAAUUGCACCGUUUAUGUGGGUGGCGUUAACAGCGCCCUCACCGCCCUCAGCGAGGAGGUGCUCCAAAAGACAUUCGCGCCCUAUGGAGCGAUACAAGAGAUUCGGGUCUUCAAGGACAAGGGCUAUGCCUUCGUGCGCUUCUCCACCAAGGAGGCCGCCACCCAUGCCAUCGUCGGGGUACACAACACAGAACUCAACGCACAGCCCGUCAAGUGCUCGUGGGGCAAGGAGAGCGGCGAUCCGAACAAUGCCCAGACCAUCGCCACCCAGGCACUCAAUAGCGCCGCCGCUGCCGCCGCCGGGUUCCCAUACGGCUUAGGGGCCACUGCUGCCGCCGCUUACGGCCAGCAGCUGGCGGCCACCGGCUGCUGGUACUCACCCACACCCACAUACCAGGCCUCCUCGGCCACGGCCACAGCUGUGACCCCGGCGGCGGCCAGUGCCGCUGCUGUGCAGAACCAAUUCCUGCAGGGCAUCCAGGGCUACCACUUUGGCCAGUACGGCGGCUAUCAGCAGGGAUAUAUGGGCAUGGGAGUGCAGAUACCGGCCACCUGGCAAGGCGUCACCCAGGCCCAGAUCUCUCCUGCACAGCAAAUGGCAACGGGCGUGGCCGGGACUGCCAUACCGCAGGCCGCCGGUGUGGUCGCCUACCCGAUACAGCAGUUCCAAGUGAGCCCACAGGUUUAUCCUUUACUCUUGCAGGCACAGUAAGCGCAAAACCAAAACACGAAUAAGCCAGUUAAAAGCCAAAAAAUACCAUACCAAAUUUUUCUAGUACAGCUGCUAUUCUGAAACAGAAACAAAACCAAAACCAAACUGAGCUGUAAAUAAAAUGCGAAGCGCAGAACCCAAAAAUUGCAAAACCCAUUGAUGGCGAUUUUAGACAGCUGCACCCCGCCCCAGAAAAAUCUAUGCUAAAGCUAAAUGCAACACACACAAACACACACCCAAACAUACAUACAUAAUAAUUAUACAUAUACCUAUAAAUAUAUAUAUAUAUACAUCAAAAAUAGAGCAUAAAAAUAUCUGUAAAACGGGCAGCCAAGGCAAACAAUUAUUAUGUAUAUGCAAAAAGCAAAGAAAAUCGAAAAUAUUUUUAACCCUAGUUGCUUCCACUCGAAACACAUACAUACACAGACAGAGCCCACACACUCAGAUACACCCCAUGACAUUAUGCAAACAUAAUUUAAUGCUUUAUGUAAAUGUGUUGGAGCAUGCCGCGUAUAAAAAACAACAAUAAUUAAUUGAGGGACAAAGCAAGAAGAAUUACAUGCAAAAAUGUCGUACAUACUCGUAAAUAAAAUGGAUCGGUUUGACGGAAAGCAUAAACUGAGCGUGUGGUGGUUGUAUUCUGUGCCUAAAUCACACAUACACACACACUCAAUGCGUCUGGCGCACACUAAAACAAACAAUAUCCACACACAUACAAAUCAGGCAGGGCAGCGCGACAUUAAAUUAAAAUAAACAUAAUUAAAAAUGCGUUAAAAUUAAUUACGCGCACACACACACACACACUGCCGCAUGUAAAUAUUUAUUUGUGUGUGGCUGUGUGUGUUUGUGUGUAAGUGGGCAAACAAAAAUCCUGCCAGCCUUCAUCCCACCUCAGUUUCUUAUACCCCUUUCGAAACCGUGGCAAAACCCAGACCAGACCAUAUUGUACGAGUAUUUUGCCUACUUUUGAACCCAGUUUGGUUUUAGCCUAGCAGCAGCAUACAGACACACACAAAACGAAAGACACACAUAGCACUAGUGCCUAUAACUAUGAUAGAUGAGGUGAAUAUUUUACUAAACGCAGCACUGCAGCAGCCCACACACACACACACACGCUUAGAGACUACUGCCAAUACUCGUAUAUGUACUUGUUCGUACUAGUAUGCCAAUCGCAAUCGAAUUGGCCAAUCCUUGUCAUGUCCGGCUACCAUUUUCCUAUAGAACUAUCGCACUUUGAUUUGUGAUUGAUCAGCAAUUGAAAGACAGGUUCCUAUAAGGUCUACACACGCACACAGACACAAAAGACGCACACACACAAGCACUCGCAGCUGAAAGUAUCUGACUAACUAUGAAAUAUGAAGAAGGCAUUAGAGAGGAAUAGGAAAACGAAAUCCAAACGCAAUCCAAACGCAACCACCCAAUCCAGGACAGUCCAGCCACAAAAAUCCAGAAACAAACUUGUAUCUCUCUCUCUCUCUCUAUAUAAUUUUGUUGUUGUUUACCCUUCAUAAGGCUUCAGCAGCUACAGCAGCUAAGCGUUUAAUUUGUUUGAAAUUUGAAUUUAAUUUGAUAAUGAUUUAAGUUUUGCCUUUUUUUCAACAAGCUUCAUGAGAGAUUUGUAUGUAAAACAAAGCAGCCGCCCCACAUAAGCAGACACAAAAAUGUUUCAACCUCACCCAAAACAUUUAAACCCCCCGCCCCCCGUACACACUCUUAUUGCCAAUGUAUACUCGUAUCUUGUUCAUGUGUAUGGUUUUAUUUCAGUUGCCAGAAGAGGAAUGGCUAGCUGCAAAUAUGUUGUGUUAGUUCUUUGUUGUUUAGGCCAAAACGAAAACGAAAUCGAAAACCAAAACGAAACCCAACCCAAACCAAUACCAAACCGAACCGAACCGAACCGAUAACUAAACAAAAUACGCAUAUAGCUACAGAUAUAUAUAUAUACUAUACGUAUAUAUAUAGUAUAGUAAUAUAGAGAGAGAAGAACUCCCCCAUACACAAGUAAAAUAUAUUGAAAACAAUCAAAGUAUGCCAUCGAAUGAUAUUAAUUGAUAUUAGCUAAUCGAGCAUAGCCGUAAUAAAAUAGAUAUUAUCACAUAAUCAUGUAAGCGAACCAAAAAUAAAACACUUCAAUUCAGAAGCAGAAGCAAAGCAAAAGCAGCAGGAGCAGCAGUCACAGAAAUGAAACAUUAAUAAACUAAUUAUCCAGAAAAGACAGGGACAAAGAGGUCCCUCACAGACAAGAAAACGAUACCGAUGAUACCGAUACCGAUACCUAAGCAAGCAUUAAUCAACUUAUAAAUAAAACAUACACACACGAAAAUUGCUAGAGAAGAAAACAUGAGAGACAGCUACACUAGAAGGAUACUCGCACAAGACAGGGCAGUGUAGACACGGUAGACACGGUAGCAGUCCUUCCCGUUCAAGGAAGCCUACAGAUAAGGUACAUAUUGAGUAAAUGGCAGUACAUGAAUGUGAAACAUAAUAAAGCCGUUAAAAAAGAGAAACUAAAAGUGUAGCAUAUAUAAAUAGAUAUAGAGAUGGUUGAUAUAUAUAGAGUAUACAGCAUAUGCAUUAAACAAACAUGCUUAUAUAACAUACUAUACAAAAGCGGUAUUGAUAGAGAACACUCUCACUCAUAUACUUACACCCACUCACACUCCCACUACCACUCAUAGGAUGCAUAGGAAUACGAGUACUUGUACACGGUAUUUACAUACAGAGAAGAAAAACUAUGGUCAUAUGGUAAAUUAUAUUUAUGGCAUAUUGUGUUGUAUGUGCUGGAUGAUAAAUCACAUAUAGAUGUUCAAAAUGAAAACCAAUUAAAAUGAUGACAACAACAAAUAAAAAUAAAAAAUCAUAAGUAAUAGAAAUAGGAAUACAGAUACGGAUACACAUGCAUAUGCAACGGUUAAAUUAAGCUUCAGAUAUUUUCCAGGGACAGAGGUCGGGCACAAUUUGCAUUUGACACGCCCCAAAUUCCAAAUUGUGACUGUUUGGGCGGUUUUUUAGUGGAAUUUUUGGCAGCAGAAGAGGCUGAAUAGAAAGGAAUAGAAAGAGCAUUUAGUUACUUGGGUGUGGCCCGAGCACGAGUGCGAUAUAUGUAUGUAUGUAUGUCUAUUGAUAAUCGAACACACAAACACAUACUCGUAGCCUAGUAUGGAUAUAUUUUUGUGUUAGCUAGAUGGUAGGAUGAUAGGAUGCUCACUCAUUAUGAUUAGCCAUGGUCGCCGAGUUUUAGCCGCGGAUCGGAGGCAGGAGGCCGGAGGCAGGCGGCAGGAGAUCCACACACAUGUAACUGUAGACACUAGGGGCAGUUGUACUGUACUAUAUUUAAAUGUUUUUAGCACUAGAAAUUAGAGAAACUACGAGAAGCAUUGCAUGUUUAACCAGGACGGCAAACGACUUAGAUGUAGAUGUGAUUUUAAAGCGGGGUGGGAUUGGAUUGGAGUUGAAUCGACUGGUAUCGGAGCGAUAGAGGAGCGAUAGAGGCACGAAGAGAAAUGCAUUUUUCUGUUGUCAUUUCAUUUUCUAGACAUUUUUUGUUAUGUGACAAAACGCGGGAAAGCAAAAUUCAUAAUGUUGUUGACCAAACAAAAAAAAUAUAAAUUAAAACCGAAGAAAAAUAAAAAAACAAAAAAUAAAUUCAAAGAGAAACCAAAACUGUUUCGGAGAAAACUAAAAUUUGGCUAUAAGAAAACGGAGACGAAUGAAGAAAACAGAAGUGAAGAACAUUUAUAAGAGCAAAAGUUUAUAGUUAAGGAAAAACAAGAAAAAAAGAAAAAAGAAAAACAAAAAACAAAAAAAUAUUAUCGGUUUGUUUGUUAAUGUUUGCGCUACAUAUCAGUAAAGAGUUAAAAAAUGGGUAGUUGGCACAUAGAAGAACUAGAGAAGAGUUGGAAACUAAAUAGGAAUUACCAGUAGCUGUGGAAAGCGAGAGAUGAUCCAACAGGCGGACGACGACGAACUAAAUAAUAUACAAAUAACAAAUAUAUAUAUAUGAAUAAAUGCUGUAACUGUAUGUAUUUAUGUUGUGUAUCUACGAAAUGUGCUAAGACAUUUAUAUACGUCUAUAUAUAUAGUAUAUAUACAUACGCAUACAUAUAUAUUGUGUAUGAACAUAUACAAAGUAUUUAUACACAAGUGAAGACCCACAGAAGCAACCCAGAAUCCAGUCCAGCGGGACCUGGGCCCCAGAAAAGUAGUCAGUAGACAGACCCCAGUAGACACCAAGACACCAAGAUACCAAAAUACCCAAAUACCCAGAUACCAAGAGAGAAGAACAAUAUUAUGAACUACAUAUAGCAGCACAUGGUCAGAUGAUUGCAACUCCCCAUACAUCUCAGGUUCUGUUCCGAUCAUACCAAUCGUUAAUUUGAUUCUAUUCAUGUGUUCGUUUGGUUUGAGCUCAAAGCAAAGGAUUCCACACACUGAAAUGAUUGUAGUUAUUAGCCAUUAACUACAAUUACAAAUUAGUCAAUUCGAAGUGUAAUUACUGAAAUGCUGAAGCUGAAGGAAAUGCAGGAGCAGUUAGCAGUUAGCAAAAUUUUGUCACACGCAGCGCGAACGACAGGACGAGUCGCUUUCGGGGCACAUAGCAUAAAUUAAAACUAAAUGAAAUGAAAUUAAAUGAAAUGAAACGUAAUGAAAUGAGAUCAACUUGCAACCAGGCAGAACCGAAAUCAAUCAAAUAAAAGUAUUAUCUAAGCUACAAAACAAUUAAACCAAAUACAUAGAUAUAUAUAGUACUAUAUACGAGUGCAUACUAUACCAUAUACAUACAUAUAUGUACAAUAUGCAUAUGUGUUGUAUGUUCAAACAGAUCCCUUCGAGGCAAAUGGCAAAUGAAUACUAAUUAUCCGAAUUCUGAAUGUGUUUCCGUACGUUUAAUUACACAAUAAUCUAGAUACAAACCAAGCAGAACAGACCAGAGCAGAACAGAACAGGAUUUAAUUUGAAGGCAGCCACAAACCCAAAUCAAAUCGAAUCAAAUCUGAGAAGCAUAUUUAGGUACAUAAAUACCUACCAAUUAGUGUGGAAGGGAUACGAUUUCAGCAGAAUACUCGCAUUAGCGUAACACUAGACUCUAAACUGUAAAAUGUACUAGCCACGAGAGCCGGUGGAACCAAAUCAAAGAGCCAGGAGGCAGUGCAAUAACCAUAACAUAUUUUUAUGCAGUAAACCAAAAACAAAAACGUUCGAAGUGCAUGUUGUGCAAUUAAAAUUACACUAAGAUUCCAAACAAAUCAAAUACAAAUGUAGAAAAAAAUCAAAACGAUGAGCAAACAACCAAAAGCUGCUAACAAAACCAACAUUCAAGGGAAACCGAAAAAAGCGAAAGCGAACGACAGAGUUUUGGAGAGCAUUCACACACAGACCAGAAAACAGAAUAUACACACACACAUAACCACAUCACACACACACAUACAUACAAAUACACACCAAUGCAUAUAUAGAUAUCGAUAUAUAUAUAUAUACAGACGUAAAAUAUGAUAAGUAAAUAGCAAAUAACUAAAGUAAACAAAGUAUAGAUAUCGACUGCAGUAUUGCAAAUAUUUUGUAGAAAUUUAAGCAUGUUUGAGUGUGUUUUAGGACAAGGACUAGAAAACACAAAGGGCAAAAGGCAAACAGAAUGGGAAAAAUCGAAAAUAUUGUAGCGGAAUACAAACAGCAAAAACAACAAAAAUAACAAAAAACAGCAAGAACAAAGCCGAAAUACCAUUGGAAACCUAAUGCAUAAGCUAAGUAUUAAAUAUACACGAAAACGGAAUCUAUAUAUAUAUACAUAAAUC